AUGAGAAAGCUCAGUUCAGUUCUGCUGGCGGCUGCCGUGCUGGGGGCCGCCCACGAAGUGGAGAGCGGCGACUCGACUGAAAAAGGGUCGGCAGCAUCCGCCGACUGCCUUGCCGACUUCAAUGCCGCUCGAGAACGAGCAGGCCUUGAAGCCUUCAUUGCAGAGACUGACGCAAGCAAGAAACUGCCAACAGACAAAAAAGAGUAUAUCGCAGCUAUUUGCUCUGCCAUAGAGAAGGCAAGCUGCCGAAUUUGCCUUGCCAUUUCCGGAGCAGCGUCUGACGUUACUGUGCCAGAUGCCGAGCGCGAAGGCACCUAUGCCUACGCUAAGCCUACCCCCCAGGACGGCGCCACAGUUGACUGCGCCUACAUCACUUGCCCUAUCUCCACAACGACAACCACAACCACCCCUACCACUACCAGUGAUACCACUGCAAGUACAGAACUCCCUACCAGCCCGAACGAUGGAGGCGGAGCUGGUCUUUUUAAUGCUGAACCAAAAGAUGCGGGUUCAGCGAGCUUGGAUGUCCAGGGACAGGCGUCAGCAGCCGCACCCAUAUCCUCCCCUGUAUCGGGUGACGAAGAGUCUGAAGACCCUCAAAGGGCUGGGCCAUCCGUUCGGCGCCUCUCCACACCUUCGGAGACGGUUACCGCCCUCGUAUGCCUCACCAAUCCGGCGGCUCUUGUAGAAGGAAAAAAACCCUUCUCUGAGGAUGUUUGGGCGAACAUAAAGGAAGCCAUAGAAAACUCCGCCUCUACCUCUAGCCAGUCUGCUCUACUUGCUACCGCUCUACUUCUGUUCACUUCUUUCAUAGUUCUCUAG
Molecule: messenger RNA, 822 nt
Organism: Eimeria mitis
Lineage: Eukaryota; Apicomplexa; Conoidasida; Eucoccidiorida; Eimeriidae
Product: SAG family member
Exons: 6
Coding region: 1-822 (273 amino acids)
Source: RefSeq, a predicted model, not a curated record